CUAAUAGAACCAGUUUUGUAACUAGGUAUAUUCCCAUAUUUACUAUUCAACUUUGAUUAAGAUUUAUUUAAACAAAACACGCUGAUUAACUUGUUUUCCAAAAUCAUAACAUUGGCGUGUAGUUACAAUCGACCAGAAAUAAUGUUAAUUUUAUCUAUAUGAAUAAUUGUAUUCAGACUUAACAUAAAUAACGUUUAUAACUAAGCUGACCUUCCAUGAUCAACCAUUGGCGAUACACAAACAACGUGAAAGAAAUACCGAUUAAGUCGGUAAGUCCAGUUGGCGUUGUGCUAAGAGACGUAGCAAAACAUGUUUCUGUAAUGUCAGAAUGUUUCAAUGCUACGAAUUUGUGAAUGAUUGUUUAGAGUAAAAUAUUUACUGUAAACUGUGAUAAUGCAUAAGCUAAUAGUGAUAUUUGUGACUGUUUAUUCUAUAGCCAAAGGACAGCAAUAUGAAGGAGAUUUAUGUGUGGACAAACGUACUGAUUCGAGAGGUCAUUGUAAAUUACUACCGCAAUGCCCGAGUGCAAUAGCCAACCUUCGAAAAGGUAUUUAUCCAACAGGAUGCGGAUUUUCAGGCAGAGAAAUAAUUGUAUGUUGUGUGGAAACCGAGUCCACAACAAUCAGAUUAUCCACCACCACAGAAAAGCCAACAAGGGUGACCAUAAGUAAAAGUAGAACUCCGGGAGAAAUAUCUGAUAAAAUGUGCAGACAUUACUCUCAAUAUGUCUGGAGUAAAGAGGUAAGUCCCACUCUUCUAGUGGGUGCAGAAGACAUUGUACGCAGAGAAUGUCCGUUUGACCGAUUGGAGCUUGUAGUCGGGGGAUCUCCAGCUACUAGAAAGGAGUUUCCUCACAUGGUCCAACUAGGAUAUGGAGACAAUCCAGUUCGAUGGGCUUGUGGUGGAUCCUUGAUUAGUGAGCAGUUUGUAUUAACAGCGGCUCAUUGCUUGGAUGACCGGAGUUUAGGUAACGCCUUAUACGCAAGAAUGGGAUUCAUUGACAUAGAUGACCCAGAACACCUGCAAGAAUUCAAUAUUAUUCAACGAUUUGCUCAUCCUCAAUAUUUUGAACCAUCACAUUACCAUGACAUUGGUUUAGCAAAACUUGCUAAACAGGCACAACUAAACACUUGGGUGAGACCAGCUUGUCUGUACGCAAACAGACAUUCACCUUGGUCAAAAGUAAUUGCGAUAGGUUGGGGCAGGACGGAGUUUGGUGGUGAUGAAAGCAAAGAGUUACUGCGGGUUAUUCUGGAAUUGUAUGGACAGCCGAUUUGCAAUAAAGUAUACAAACAGCAAACCGGAACUUCACAGCUACAAGAAGGCAUUAAAGAUGACUUGAUGAUUUGCGCCGGGCAUUCAAAGGAUCUAAAAGAUACCUGCCAGGGUGAUUCUGGUGGUCCCCUUCAGGUUUAUCGAACAGGAGAUCAAAACAUGUCUUGCAUGUACGAUAUAAUUGGCGUGACCUCUUUUGGAAAGGGCUGCGGACUUGCUGUGAAUAUUCCUGGUGUAUACACUCGAGUAGCACAUUAUCUGCAAUGGUUGGAAGAUAUUGUUUGGCCUAAAACCUAGUUUUAGCAUUAGAUUUGCAUACUUAUUUAAUGUAAAAACCAUAUAUGGCAACAUCGUUCACACUGUAUGUAAUCAAUCAUAUUCCAAAAAAAAACAACGUAAAAUACCAAA
Dendroctonus ponderosae (mountain pine beetle) is the source of this 1683-nucleotide messenger RNA. RefSeq names its product venom protease-like. Gene Ontology annotation, biological process: proteolysis. NCBI's taxonomy places the organism in Eukaryota, Metazoa, Arthropoda, Insecta, Coleoptera, Curculionidae. Gene Ontology annotation, molecular function: serine-type endopeptidase activity. The coding region runs from base 394 to 1572 and encodes 392 amino acids. The record is from RefSeq and is a predicted model, not a curated record. The transcript has 6 exons.